Molecule: messenger RNA, 2063 nt
Organism: Phoenix dactylifera (date palm)
Lineage: Eukaryota; Viridiplantae; Streptophyta; Magnoliopsida; Arecales; Arecaceae
Product: pre-mRNA-splicing factor SLU7
Biological process (GO): mRNA splicing, via spliceosome
Cellular component (GO): spliceosomal complex
Molecular function (GO): pre-mRNA 3'-splice site binding
Source: RefSeq, a predicted model, not a curated record
GAGAGAGCUUACCUCUCUUCUCUAUCGCCCCCUCUGUAUCUCUCCCGUUCUGGUCCGAGUUCCGUUGGCGACGAGCGACUAGGGUUUUGCGAGAGCGCCGCUACAGCCGAUCCAGAUCUCGUCCUCUUCUCGGAUUCCUUCGCUGUCCUUGAUUCCUUUCUGCUCCACCGUUAGACGCCCAAUAUGGCGACGGCUUCAGCAUCUUUUAAAUCUCGAGAAGACCAUCGAAAACAACUUGAACUAGAGGAAGCACGUAAGGCUGGGCUUGCCCCAGCUGAGGUUGAUGAAGAUGGGAAGGAAAUUAAUCCGCAUAUUCCUCAGUACAUGUCAUCUGCCCCUUGGUAUCUUAAUGCUGAGAGGCCUAGUUUGAAGCAUCAGAGGAAAUGGAAGUCAGAUCCAAAUUACACGAAAGCGUGGUAUGAUAGAGGUGCAAAAAUUUAUCAGGCUGAUAAAUAUAGAAAGGGUGCUUGUGAAAAUUGUGGGGCAGUGACUCAUGAUAAGAAGUCAUGCAUGGAGAGACCACGGAGAGUGGGUGCGAAGUGGACUAACAUGCAUAUAGCCCCGGAUGAGAAAGUGGAGACAUUUGAACUUGAUUAUGAUGGAAAACGCGACCGUUGGAAUGGAUAUGAUCCAUCAACUUAUGCUCGUGUAAUUGAGCAAUAUGAGGCUAGGGAGGAAGCCAGGCGGAAAUAUCUGAAAGAACAGCAAUUGAAAAAGCUAGAGGAGAAGAACAACAAGCAGAAUGGCGAAGAUGCAGUUAGCGAUGAGGAUGAAGAAGAUGAUGGGCUAAAGGUAGAUGAGGCAAAGGUCGAUGAGAGCAAACAGAUGGACUUUGCAAAAGUGGAGAAACGUGUACGCACAACAGGUGGUGGAAGCACUGGAACAGUCAGGAAUUUGCGUAUUAGGGAGGAUACUGCAAAGUACCUUUUGAAUCUAGAUGUCAAUUCUGCCCUCUAUGAUCCAAAAACCCGUUCCAUGCGUGAGGAUCCUUUACCAGAUGCUGAUCCAAAUGAAAAAUUCUAUGGAGGUGAUAACCAAAACAGAAUUAGCGGACAAGCACUUGACUUCAAGCAGCUCAAUGUCCAUGCUUGGGAAGCUUUUGACAAGGGGCAGGAUAUCCAUUUGCAAGCUGCCCCAUCCCAAGCAGAAUUACUGUUUAAGAAUUACAAGGUUAUCAAGGAGAACUUGAAAUCAAAAUUGAAGGAUACCAUCAUGGAGAAAUAUGGAAAUGCAGCAUCCGAAGAGGCACUUCCGCGGGAACUUCUUCUUGGGCAAAGUGAGAGAGAGAUUGAGUAUGACCGUGCUGGUCGAAUAAUAAAAGGCCAGGAGACCUCACUUCCAAGGAGCAAGUAUGAAGAAGAUGUCUACAUAAAUAACCAUACCAGUGUUUGGGGUUCAUGGUGGAAGGAUCAUCAGUGGGGUUACAAAUGCUGCAAACAGACUAUUCGUAACAGCUACUGCACAGGGUCUGCUGGAAUUGAGGCUGCUGAAGCUUCUGCAGAGCUGAUGAAAGCAAACAUGGCUCGUAAGGAGGCCGCAGAAGAGAAACCUGUGCAGCAUGAGGAGCAGAGGCUUGCUACAUGGGGAACUGAUGUCCCUGAUGAUCUGGUUCUUGAUAAAAAAUUGCUUGCAGAAGCUCUAAAGAAGGAGGAUGAAAGAAGGAAGGAAGAAAAGGAUGAAAGAAAGCGGAAAUACAAUGUGAAAUGGAAUGAUGAGGUCACUCCUGAAGACAUGGAAGCCUACCGAAUGAAGAAGAUCCAUCAUGAUGAUCCAAUGAAAGAUUUCCUCGGCUAACUCCUGUUGUUGUAUAUAACCACUAAAAUCAUGGAGCUUAGGAGGCUGUUGGGCAAGCAUCGAUGAUGUAUGUUUUUAUGAGGAUUGGGUGUUAAUGUGUAAAGAUUAGACAAUUGCGAAGGUGAUCUGUGAGUCCCUUUUCUUUUCCUUGGUAUUGGUUAUUGUUCAGAGAUAAAUCUAUAGUUCUCUGUGUUGCUUAUGAUUAUGAACAGGACCCUGGGAAUCAUGGUUCUACAGUAAAUAUGGUUUGCUUAUUGGCUUAUGAUCUA